AUGCGCAACAUAAUGAAGCACCGUGGACCAUGGGGGCUCUACACGGGCUUCAGGCUUCAUCUCUUACGUGAUACUCUGGGGACGUCCAUCUACUUCAUGGUCUACGAAAGCUCCAAACAGCUCAUCACAACAUUCGGGGGAAACGAUCCUAACACGAACCGUGUGGCAGUUGUGGCAGCGGGUGGCUUAUGUGGGCUCGUAUCAUGGGCCAUGAUCUACCCAAUUGACUCCGCAAAAAGCAUCUACCAACGCAACGCCCUCUUGUAUUCGAAAGGUGAGAAGGUACCGGCACCGAGGAUCGAAUUCUUCAAAGGUCACAUGUAUCGCGGCUUGGGAGUAUCCAUGAGCCGCUCCUGUGUCGUCAAUGCCAUUUUCUUCUCGUCAUUCGAGUUCAUCAAGAAGCAUAUCAAGACAAUGGAUAACGAUAUCGCCUCCUGA
This is a messenger RNA of Emericellopsis cladophorae, 438 nucleotides long. RefSeq names its product putative mitochondrial carrier-like protein. Gene Ontology annotation, biological process: transport. Gene Ontology annotation, molecular function: transmembrane transporter activity. Lineage: Eukaryota; Fungi; Ascomycota; Sordariomycetes; Hypocreales; Bionectriaceae. The transcript has 3 exons. The record is from RefSeq and is a predicted model, not a curated record. The coding region runs from base 1 to 438 and encodes 145 amino acids.